This is a messenger RNA of Condylura cristata (star-nosed mole), 7165 nucleotides long. It is a transcript of the gene SEPTIN11, whose product is annotated as septin 11. Gene Ontology annotation, molecular function: GTP binding; GTPase activity; molecular adaptor activity. The record is from RefSeq and is a predicted model, not a curated record. Lineage: Eukaryota; Metazoa; Chordata; Mammalia; Eulipotyphla; Talpidae. Gene Ontology annotation, cellular component: cell division site; septin ring; microtubule cytoskeleton. The transcript has 10 exons. Bases 136 to 1482 code for a protein of 448 amino acids. Gene Ontology annotation, biological process: cytoskeleton-dependent cytokinesis.
CCGAGCGCGAGCAGAGCGCAGCCGCUAGGGAGGCGCGGGGGAGGCGCGCGGAGCCAGAGCCCCAGCAGCAGCAGUGUCGGCGGAGAGCACCCGGGCGCGUUCCGAGCCGCAGCCGCAGCCGCAGCCGCAGGCGCGAUGGCCGUGGCCGUGGGGAGACAGUCUGUGAGUGCCGGGGCCUCGCUUCCCUCGCCCGCUGCUCCUCCAGUGCUGGGUGGUCGCUGCCUUCUGGAGAAUGAAGAGCUUCGGAACUUGUCACUUUCUGGCCAUGUUGGAUUUGACAGUCUCCCUGACCAGCUGGUCAACAAGUCUACUUCUCAAGGUUUCUGUUUCAACAUCCUGUGUGUUGGUGAGACGGGCAUUGGUAAAUCUACAUUAAUGGACACUUUAUUCAACACCAAAUUUGAAAGUGACCCUGCUACUCACAAUGAACCAGGUGUCCGGUUAAAAGCCAGAAGUUAUGAGCUUCAGGAAAGCAAUGUACGGCUGAAGUUAACCAUCGUUGACACCGUUGGAUUUGGAGACCAGAUUAAUAAAGAUGACAGCUACAAGCCAAUAGUGGAAUAUAUUGAUGCCCAAUUUGAGGCCUACUUGCAAGAAGAAUUAAAGAUCAAACGUUCUCUCUUCAACUAUCACGACACCAGGAUCCACGCAUGCCUCUACUUCAUUGCCCCUACUGGACAUUCCCUGAAAUCUCUGGAUCUGGUCACCAUGAAAAAGCUGGAUAGUAAGGUGAACAUCAUUCCAAUAAUUGCAAAAGCUGACACCAUCGCUAAGAAUGAAUUGCACAAAUUCAAAAGUAAGAUUAUGAGUGAACUGGUCAGCAAUGGAGUCCAGAUAUAUCAGUUCCCCACAGAUGAAGAAACAGUGGCAGAAAUCAAUGCAACAAUGAGUGUUCAUCUGCCCUUCGCAGUGGUUGGCAGCACUGAAGAGGUGAAGAUUGGCAACAAAAUGGCAAAGGCCAGGCAGUACCCCUGGGGUGUGGUGCAGGUUGAGAAUGAAAAUCAUUGUGACUUUGUGAAACUUCGGGAGAUGCUGAUCCGUGUGAACAUGGAAGAUCUGCGAGAACAGACUCACACCCGCCAUUAUGAAUUGUAUCGACGCUGUAAGCUCGAGGAGAUGGGGUUCAAGGACACAGACCCUGACAGCAAACCCUUCAGUCUUCAGGAGACAUACGAAGCAAAAAGGAAUGAAUUUCUGGGAGAACUUCAGAAGAAGGAAGAAGAAAUGAGACAAAUGUUUGUAAUGAGAGUGAAGGAGAAAGAAGCCGAACUUAAAGAGGCAGAGAAAGAGCUCCAUGAGAAGUUUGACCUCCUAAAGCGGACACACCAAGAAGAGAAGAAGAAAGUGGAAGACAAGAAGAAGGAGCUGGAGGAGGAGGUGAACAAUUUCCAGAAGAAGAAAGCAGCAGCACAGUUACUACAGUCCCAGGCCCAGCAGUCUGGGGCGCAGCAAACCAAGAAAGACAAGGAUAAGAAAAACUGACCAUCUGCCUCUUGAGAGAGAGAAGUGGGCAUCCUUCCUUUAAAUUCAGGAACCAUUGUUGUUUUGACUCUUUUUCUGUUACCUGCAUCCCUCUAUACAAGUUGUUUUCGGAAAAAAAAAAAAUUUCAGUUAGCCAGUUGUUUUAUGUAUUGGUUAUUCAAAUUUAGUUUUGGUAUCAAACUUAAUGCCAGUGGUAAGUUCAAGAAGAAAUUUAAGCAAGCCUUAUGUUACAGAAAUCUGUCUAAGAUGCUUUCCUCAUCACAUAUAAAACAGAAAACCCUUUGCUAUCACUGUGGGUUCACAGCAAGUCUUAGUUAUGCUUAAAAUGUACCGUUGUUGGGUGGAUGACUUUUCUGCCUUUGGAACUCAGUUUAUACUUAAAGAAACUUUAAAAUAACUUUUGGACCCACCCCUGAUUAUUAUUGUAAAACUCUGCAUUUUACCUUGUAUUCAGGGUUUUUGUGUGUCCUGGACCACAGGAAACCCCAAACAAGUAUUUAUUUUCUCCCAGACAACAGUGUCCUGAACAGUGUUUCUGAUCCACAUUGUCUUCCAAGUUAUCGGGUGGCAUUCUCCGUUGUCUACAAAACCUGCUGGAAAUCACGUAAAAUACACCCAUGUACACACACGCACACAGCUGCCAGGGAAUCAGUAAUUCUAAUGCUGGCUAAGCACCUCUCGGGGUCACUUUUAGAGUAUGAACAUGCAUACUUGUGAUUUCAUACUUUUAUUUCAAUACUUCUCACAAGUCUCUGCUUAUUUCCACCUUGUCACAGUAAGCAGAUUAUAAGAAUAUUGCUGAUGGCAUGUGCUGAAUUUGUCAGGAACCUUAGGAAUGUUCCUCCUCUAUUGGGAAGGUGAAAUGACAUAACCAGGGUCCCUGCUGGCUGAUUGACUUGAGUCUUCAGGAAGAGGUUAGAGCAAUUCAGUGAGCUUGCUGGCAGGAGCUUUCUUAACUUAGACGCUACUAGUAAAUUAUCAGAUUCAUCUGAGCUAUUAAGCAAUCCAGGUGUGCCCAAGAGCCAUCCCUUCCCAUCUACAUGAAUCCAUAGGUAGAAAGCUGCUAGUGGCAAGUGGGUACCAACUCCAUAAAGGAUGCCAGAGCAUGACAUACCAUUUUUGUCCGUUAAAUGCCAGCAUCCUGACACCAUUGUCAUCACUAAGUACAAUAAAGCGCUUAGCCUUAUACUCUUUAUCAUACUUAAAAUAUGGCCACCACCUUCACAAUAGUGGUCUAUAUCAACGUUAAAGACCUUGUUAUUUAUUUUAAAAGUAAGUUCUGCUUAAGUUUGUAAAGAUAUUUGGGGUGCAAUAUUUAAAGAUCAAAUUAGUUUUUUUUUUUUUUAAGAGGGAAAUGUGUUCUCUAUUAUUGCUAGCCCCUUUUUGUCCUUUUUAGUUCUCAAGUUAGAGGAAGUUACUAUAGCAAUCAUCAUAUCGGAGGGCAUGGGAAGGAAGUUUGCUCCCAUCAGAUACUAGGGAAGCAGGCCACAGACACUCCUUGUUAUGUAUAUGCUGUCUCUCCACUGAUUGGCUUUUUACAUCAGGUGUUUGUUUCCUUUGCUCAAAUGUGAAUAAAACUGGUAGGUUCUUAGGUUCUGACUGACCAGCUAAGAGAUACAAAACCAUCCUAGGAGUAAGUAUCCAUAAUUAUUUACUUUCCCAAACCCCACUGAAAAAAAAAAAAAGGGAAGAAUUGAACCAUACCAUUUCAACCUAUUUCCACUUUGUAACAAUCUUUUUAUUAUUUUUUUAAAAAUAUUACUUGACUUUAGAUACAGCUCAGCCUUUUUGCUCUGUGUAGUCCAAACAUAACACAUCAUAGGAGAGAGCUGAUCUUAACCAGUAUGCACUGAGUGGGCCAGAUAAAAUUAGGUCAUCUUCCAAACCUAGUAAUUUAAAUUUUUCUACCCAUUAACUGUACCUAGCAAGUGAAAUUUCCUUAUUUUAAUUGUUUUUGCUUGUGAUUGGCCCAGAUUAGGGUGAACAAUUUUGGCCCUCCGAAGCCAACCAGAGAUUCCACUGUGUUUACAUGACAUUUCUACACAAAUCUUUUGGUUUGCAGAUGACUAUCAUCUUCCCACCCUGGAGACUGACAGUAAUAGCGUGGUUCACUUUGAAGCUCCUUGUACUGGAAUUCUCAAGACCAUGGUAUUUAGUACUGUGACUGAUACCAUCUGGUUUUCAUCAGUCUCUAGUGAACAACUGGCAUCUCCAGGGCUGGUCAAGAGAUUGAAUGUGUUACUUUGAAAAGACUUAAUUGUAAACCUAAGUAUCCAUGCCCUCCCUCUCCCACCUUCCUGUUUUACUCCUAAGUAGUAUAUAAAUGAGAUCUGUAUCAUGUGAAGCACAAAGGAAAUUUCACAUCUGCUUCAAAUCAGUUACUUUCCAUGCUGUCUAUUGACUGGCCCUUCAGUCCCCUGUGGAAACUUUCAAUGUUACAGCACCUAGAUUCGAGGCUGCAGAGACUAUAACCAAAUUGGCCCCAUUUUUCAUAUCGUACCCCCUUUCCAGACCUAUGUUAGAUACUGGAAAUAGAGUAGUCAUACUCUAUGAGUUGCACCUGUCACUGUACAGCUUAUAAGCAUAGCAGACUUUUGGAGUAAGAGGUAAGUCCUUCCUAUGCUAAGUUGCAAAAGAAAUUGUAUUAUUAAAACAGUACCCUAGCCCAUCGGGACCAGCUGCCUUUCAGUGGUUGGAUGCUUAAAGGUGCCCAUCAUUCUGGAGUGACCUAAUGAAAUUAACUGUUUCUGAGAAGUUAGUUCACUGGGCCUAGGGUUUUUUUUCUAUUUACCUAAUUUCUAACACAAUUGUGUUUCUAACACAAUUCUGGCACUGUCUGAUCCGGACAGUUUGUGCUUUUAAGAGUAAAAGGGAAUAGUUCUCAUUUCAUUCUUAACCCAGAAGUACCUAGAACGAAACUAGUGAGCUUUCCUCAAAUUCACCUGGUCAGACAUGCUCCAUCAGACACACUUAAUAGUUGAAAGCUUUCAACUUCAAUUCCUUGAAGUUGCCAAUUCUACAUGAACUUGCACUUCAUUUUGUUGUCCUGAUGAUUAGCUGACUCCAACUCAAGGGAGCAAGACUUUGGGGCUUGGCUAUUUUCAAGUCUUGUGUUUCUAUAUUUUGCAGAACCAGGCAACUCAAAAUUUUGAUUUGCAUAAUUGGUUCUAGGUUGUUCUUAGUCUGAAGCACAUCCAGGCACACCUGCCUCACACCCUGGCAGAUCUAGCAUCUUUUCCUUGUCCUGCUUGCACAGAUCUCCUGUGUCUUUAAGUGAUAGAAACUUGCAGUUGCAAAUGUUUUGACUCCUGUUAGACCAUUCAUUUCCACCUGGUAAGCCCAAGCAAUUCUUUUCCUACAAGCACCAUCUAGUGGCCAAAGCUGAAAUAAAGGGCAGAGGAGACAUUUCCUGUUGGCUAAUUUGAAGGGUUUGGGCAGCUUUAGAAAUAGCAAUUAUAUGUUAGACAAAACUUCACAGCCAGUAAAGAUUUGAGCGGAGUUCAAAGUUAAACCCUGUUAAAAAUUCUUCUCUAUAGCACUGGACAACUCUAAUCUUCAGUUCGCUAAUGUAGAGAUGCUUAUCUUCCCUGAUGGUGGUGAGAAUAGCGUAUCUACAUUUACCAGUUAAAAAUGUCCUUAAAGCACACGCUCCCUGCCAUCUUGGCUGGGUAUCAGCAGCUGAUCUCAUUUUCUAAAAUGAAAGGUAACUGCUGCUUUGGGCAGUAUUGCUCAAACAACUUUGUUGCAGUAAUUUCAGGAUGUGUUAAAUUACAGCACGUGUAUACAUAGAGUUCAGAGUGCGCAUGUUAAGUGGUUCCAACACAGGAGACAAAUACUUCAUGGCGAGUAAGCACCAAUUAAUUCAGCAGUGCAGACUGAUUCUCAUCAAUUGCAGCGAAGAGCCACCUAGCCACUUUCAAGAAUGUCAGAACAGUUUGGACAAAUCUGCUUUAUCUUUAUUGGCAUUUGGAAGCCCUUUCGUUCUCACUAAUGACAUCUGUAGUAAACACUGCUUUUUAAAGUUAACCAACUUCGUACCAAUCUUGCUGUGAUUUUCACAUCUCCCAGCCUGAUGAAGAGCUAGAGCGUGAACUUUGACUUUUCUGUUGAACGGGAGGUGACUUUCCCCCAGUGUUCCCUUGCCUUCAGAGGCACUUCCCUUGGGUGUACCAACUAAGGUCCAUAAAGUCAAUUAUGCGAAUCUUGGAAGUGGUUGUUAUGUCAAGAUUUGAGACAAGUGAGGCUGAGAAAAUAGGUUCAGUAGAACAGGAUCUAUUUUAACACAUCCUUGAUGAAGUGCUAUGCUAUUUAAGAGUAUUGUGCUUUUGCUGUUAAUCCUUGAGUUCAGCUCCACAGAAACAAGGUUCUCUAAGACUAGGGUAGCUCAGCUUUUUGGGACAGGUGCAGGGAGAUAUAAAUAGGUGUUCAUGAGGGUUUGGUCUCUGGGUUAAGUAAGCUUUGAAGCAUGAGAGCUAGCCACCAAACAAUCCCAAUUUGUCUCCCAGGAAAACAAAGCUGUUCCAAACAAACUGACCAGAGAUUUUUGCUAAAGAUUAGAAAAACCUCAAGAUUACAUUAUUAAAUUCUUACUGUCCUUUAACUUCUAUUUUGAAACUACUGAACUGCAAAUGAAAUACUCUGAUACUCAUUUUUAUCACUUUUUCUCAUAAAAAUGUUCAUCUUUUGGUGGAGAGGAUGAUAGCCACUUAUUUUAUGGAAAUUACAAGUAUAGAUGAUUAGGAUAUAUACAACUUUGUGUUUACAAAGUCAAUCUCUCUCUUUGCCUCCAAGACAGUUCAUUCUUUUUUUCUCCCUCCUACUCCCUUGUAUUUUCAUGUGGGUAAAAAGGUUUCCCUUUAAUAGGUGGGUAGCCAAUUCCACAAGAAAAUUAUUAACCCAAGAAUAUUCAGCUAAACUAAAUUAGUAAGCUCAAAUGACACAUUAUGUAAAUAUGGAGUCUUCUGCCCUCACAAUUCCAUGAAAAUGAGAAAUGUUUGGAAGGACCAGAAUCACCAGUGAAAAAAUAAUGUAAGGGGUUAAGUACUACAUUUCCUUGGCCACAUUUAAAUUCUCUUCAUGUUCCUUUUCUGCAAGCAUAUGCUUAGCAUUUUUUUGUUUUGUUUUCUGUAAUAAAAUGGCUCCUAAGCCAUCAGGAAUUUGUAUAUCUUAACAAGCAGAAAAAUGAGACAAAGAUCAAGGACAACUUUUUAUUGCUACCAGAGGCUUUUUUUUUUUUAUCAUCAGUACAUGGUUCUGACUGCAGUGCCUUCUUCAGACUGUACAAGGAGCUCAGGGUCCAGAAGUUAUUAAAAGAAAUAUAGGUAGGCUGGGAAAGCAGGAGAAAUAAUUUUUACCAAGGAAAUUCUAAUAGUUUAACAUAAAACUGGGGUACUGAAUUCAGUUAUUACACAUUAUAGACCCAAAUCAUGGAGUUGCCCCACUUUCUGGACAGUUUUCUCCUAUUGAUUAUGAAUGAGUGAAAACUGACCAGUCCCCAAAAAUAAAACAAAAAACUAAUUUUAGUUGUUACAUAUUUCUUUGGUGAGCACCUGGAUAUAUUAACUUUAUCACAAAUUUUUUUAUAAAAAUGUCAAAGAUGUUUUCAACAAAUCUAAGAGUCUUAAUCACAUGCCGCUUUUAAGCUUUAAGAUAAACAAAAAUACAAUUUUGUUCCCAAACUCUA